AUUCUGAAGCAGAACCCUUUCUGGUGGACUCACCAGCGACACGAUGGAAAAUUGUGGAACUUGAAUAACUACCGUACCGAUAUGAUCCAAGCUUUGGGUGGUGUUGAAGGAAUUCUGGAGCACACUUUGUUCAGAGGUACCUACUUCCCAACAUGGGAAGGUUUGUUCUGGGAGCGAGCGUCUGGUUUCGAAGAGUCAAUGAAAUUCAAGAAAUUGACUAAUGCUCAACGAUCUGGUUUGAAUCAAAUUCCUAAUCGUCGUUUCACAUUGUGGUGGUCUCCCACAAUCAAUCGAGCAAAUGUUUACGUUGGCUUCCAAGUGCAGCUGGAUCUCACUGGCAUUUUCAUGCACGGAAAGAUUCCGACGCUGAAGAUUUCUCUCAUACAAAUAUUCCGUGCUCACUUGUGGCAGAAAAUUCAUGAAUCUGUGGUUAUGGAUUUGUGCCAGGUUUUCGAUCAAGAAUUGGACGCACUCGAGAUUCAAACGGUGCAAAAGGAGACAAUUCAUCCUAGAAAGUCUUACAAAAUGAACAGCUCUUGUGCUGACAUCCAGUUGUUUGCCCAAUAUAAGUGGAACGUUUCUCGUCCGUCGUUGAUGGCUGACAGCAAAGACGUUAUGGACAGUACAACUACACAGAAGUACUGGAUUGACGUGCAGCUUCGUUGGGGAGACUACGACUCUCAUGACAUUGAAAGAUAUGCAAGGGCGAAAUUCCUCGAUUACACCACCGACAACAUGUCCAUUUAUCCUUCCCCAACAGGUCUACUCAUUGCGAUGGAUCUUGCAUACAACCUGUAUAGUGCGUAUGGAAAUUGGUUCCCUGGAAUGAAACCCCUGAUUCGGCAAGCCAUGGCAAAGAUCAUCAAGGCUAACCCAGCCUUUUACGUACUGCGUGAGCGUAUCCGGAAAGGGCUGCAGUUGUAUAGUUCAGAACCAACCGAACCGUAUCUUACUAGUCAGAACUAUGGAGAAUUGUUCUCAAAUCAGAUUAUUUGGUUUGUGGAUGACACAAACGUAUAUCGUGUGACCAUUCACAAAACAUUCGAAGGUAACUUGACGACGAAACCUAUUAAUGGUGCCAUUUUUAUCUUCAAUCCCCGCACUGGGCAGCUGUUCUUGAAGAUUAUUCAUACUUCUGUGUGGGCAGGCCAGAAACGUCUCAGUCAGCUUGCCAAGUGGAAGACUGCAGAGGAAGUCGCUGCUCUGAUCAGAUCAUUACCGGUUGAAGAACAACCUCGUCAAAUCAUUGUAACUCGAAAGGCUAUGCUUGAUCCUCUUGAGGUUCAUCUUCUCGAUUUCCCAAACAUUGUGAUCAAGGGAUCGGAGUUGAUGUUGCCAUUCCAAGCAAUCAUGAAGGUGACGAUCAGAUACAAGCACGGUGGCGGUGCACUUGUAGCUAAUGAUGCGAGGCUUCACCCUCGCAGAGUCUUCCUCUUCCCCUCGCUGUCAUAA
This is a messenger RNA of Ostertagia ostertagi, 1452 nucleotides long. NCBI's taxonomy places the organism in Eukaryota, Metazoa, Nematoda, Chromadorea, Rhabditida, Trichostrongylidae. The record is from the annotation of a GenBank genome assembly.